This is a messenger RNA of Amorphotheca resinae ATCC 22711, 1275 nucleotides long. RefSeq lists its product as hypothetical. Bases 1 to 1275 code for a protein of 424 amino acids. NCBI's taxonomy places the organism in Eukaryota, Fungi, Ascomycota, Leotiomycetes, Helotiales, Amorphothecaceae. The record is from RefSeq and is a predicted model, not a curated record. The transcript is spliced from 2 exons.
AUGCCUCCCUUAAUUUUGCACAAUGUUCCAGACGAGGAACUGUACGUCGGCGAAGAUGGCAUACAAAGACCUUACGCCAUGCUCUUCCCAGGUGCGGAUGGCAACCCUGGCGCAAUGCGAGCGCGGCGCGCCAUUCCAGAAACCGGUUCUUUUGGAAAAUCAACACGACGCUCAAGAUCGCGAACUGGCACCCCUGCGGCAAAGCGCGAAGACCCAACACUGGCAGCCGCAGACAAGAUCUUCUCCGAAUUCUUAGCCAAGCAAGCCUCUACUCCUUCCUCUGAGAGCCAGCGCAAAUCUUCUGCUAGCCAUACUUCCGUCUUCCAGCCCAACCAAGCCAUAGGAACCAGCGAUGGCAACGCCGCCCCUUCACAGCGUCACGUCCAUAAAGAGCCUACGGAAGUCAUCCUGAGGGGGUUCAAAUCCACACAGCAGUACGCAGCAAUCAGAGAUUACGAGCGCAUCGCCGGCAGAAUCUGUGAGGACUAUCCACGGGACCCGCCGGCCUCGCAACUGAAGUACAAAUCCUCACUGGGUCGGGACCCUACCGUAUUGCGCCCGCAAACCAUGACUCCCGAAGAAAAAGCCAAAGCGCUGAAAUUUGCAGGCGGGGAGAAUUGGAUCAAAAUCACGUUUGAGAGUGCAGAGGCUGCAGAACGGGCGGUGGAAUCGAGCCCCCAGGUCAUUCUGGGCCACCUUGUAUACGCGGAAUUGUAUAGGGGUGUCCCCCCAACCAGCGAUGAGGAGAUUCCUGCAAACGGAAUUCUGAAUGGCGAGCAACGAACACCAAGAAGGAAACAGUCAGGCACCUUACCAAGAUCGUUCGCCAGUCCAUCCAUGACAGAAAUCGGCCGGGGCGCGCCCUCUUUCAGCCCUGAAGGUUCCAACACCUCAUCUCGCACGCUCGACACCGCCACGCUAUCGACCAGCACCGCUACUUCUGGAACUGUAAUUGGACAGGCCCCGUCAUCUCUCUCCGCAAGCCAACUCAGCGAGUCCGAGUCCGCAUUCUGUCACCGAAUUCCGACCGCCAAGCGCAUCCAGCUGCUGCCAGCCGAACAGGCCUUGCUCCCACAGCAGAGCUAUUCGCAGCGGAUACUGAGCAAGAUCCCCCUGUUGAAUUGGUUCUCGAGCGAUAUCAUUGGGAGCCAGGUACCGAAGACGGAGAAUGGCGAGUUUGAUUGGGACAGGGCGAGUCUGUAUUGGAGGUUCGUUUGGUGGCUGGAUGGCAUUACUGGUUGGUUUGAUAUUGUGGGCGGAGAGAAGGAGGAGUGA